AGAGUAAAGUUCCUUUCACAAGAACAUAACACUAUGACCCCGGAAAGGGCUUAGACCUGGACCGCUCAGAGUCAAGUACACUGACCAUGAGGCCACCACGCCCUCUGUGCCUGACAUAAUGUCAUUGAAAUGUAUGUCCAAGAGAAACAGAGUCACAAAUUAAAAUGAAUGUCACUCCAUUUUAUGGUACAAGUUUAUGUACUGAUCCAAAGUUUAGGAUCAUUUAUAGUCCAUAUCUUGUUCUACAAUUCAAGUUUUGCAGCACAAUCACUCAGAAAUGCUCUUCAUAAUUAUAUCAAAAAUUUGCAGAACAGAUUUUAAUCCUCGAAUUCCCAAUAACACUUGUCAACGAGUCGUUCUUCAUAACGCAAGCAAAAAGCCACAUGUACUUAGCUUGUUGUAAGUCUUAUUCGUUCAUUAACUGCUAGUUUUGAGUACAUUUGGUGGCGAGUCAAAUUCUCAGAACCGGCAUUAAAGGGAGUUUAUGUGACUAGUAAGGAGAAUUAAUAUUUCGAGCUUAAGAAAGACAGGGUUUAAUGGUCGCAUACAUAAAGAACUGUUUUAAAACGUAUCCUCGCCAUGUAGACAAAAUUAUUCCGCAUGAAAAUUGUGACAAGCACUUACCAUGGGAUGGUUUUGCGCCGUCCGUAAAAGCGAAAGAGGUAGCUAAAAUAAAUUAAAGCAAAGAGUUUGAGUGGAAACACAGUCAGAAAAUAGGUCAUAACACAACUAUCAGAAAUUCUAACCAAAACUUACCACCAUGUUGAAUUUUGUCGCAAAAUGUACGUCGAAAGCGAGGUUGCACAGUCAUACUUGGUAACCGAGCUUGAUGGUUUUCUUGGAACGCCUGUCACAAACUGCAGUUCUCUGCGCUCGUUCAUAAUGUCAUCAAAGAAAAGAAAAGAUAAGUCGUUGGGCUCAUCAUCUAAAAGUUUCAAACAGCAAAAGAAUGAUUCCAAUAUUGAUCUGUUAAAUCGGUAUUUCUUAGAAGAAGAAUUUAAAGCGAAAUUUGCCAAAGCUUUUAGGAAUCAAGAGGGUUUUAAUGAGAAUGGAUGCAUCCUGCACACAGAACCAUUCAAGUGCUGUUUUCUUCCUAACUUUAUCUCAGACGAGGAGUUUUUAAAGAGUUUAGAGAAAGAUCUCCUUCAGCUCAAGUUUUAUGAGAAGUCAAAUGACUUGUACAAAUUCCAUCAGGUAAUAUUAAAUGUCACAUGGAAACCCUUCAAGUAUGCAUUUCUUAAAUUGCUCAGAUAUAUUAUAAGCAUUUCCUUUUCAAUGUUGUCUUGCUCAGAGAAUGGAUGCAUCCUGCACACAGAACCAUUCAAGUGCUGUUUUCUUCCUAACUUUAUCUCAGACGAGGAGUUUUUAAAGAGUUUAGAGAAAGAUCUCCUUCAGCUCAAGUUUUAUGAGAAGUCAAAUGACUUGUACAAAUUCCAUCAGAGUGAUGACCUAAAGAAAUCAACCAAGUCAAGUAUUGCUUCUAUGAGGAAUGUUUUAUACAAUGACUUCAGAGUAUGGCUUCAUGAGAUGACCGGUUUUGUUGAUCUGACUGAUCAAGUGGACGUGUCCUGUGCUAAAUAUGAGCACACAGAUGUCCUUUUGUGUCAUGACGAUGAACUGGAAGGAAGACGCAUUGCAUACAUAUAUUAUCUCGUUCCACCUGACUGGGAAGAAAAGGAUGGUGGUAGGUAUUUUGUGACAGAACAUGGCCAACCAGAUCAGAUAACAACUUCACUGGUUCCUCAGCGGAAUUCCUUGGUGUUCUUUGAAGUGACUCCUGUUUCUUUCCAUCAGGUCGCUGAAGUGUUAUCGCUUAAUAAAACACGGCUGUCAAUCAGUGGAUGGCUCCAUGGUGAUAACAUCGAGAGGCCUGUUCCCUAUCAAGAGCCACGCCCUAAAUCAUUUAAACCUUGUGCCUUGGAGGAUGACGUGCUCGUUGAUUGGGUCAAUCCAAUGUACCUGGAUACAGGAGUGGUCAAAGACAUAAGAACGCGAUUUAAAGACGAAUCUGAAAUACAGUUACAAGAGUUUCUUCUGGAGAAUAAAUACCAAGAGGUCCUGGAGGCGUUGCGUAACGACCAAGUAGAAUGGAAUUGGCAAGGGCCAGCUAAUAAAAGGCAUUUUGAGUACGUUGCCAUGGAGGCAGCGCCGGCUAUCGUUCAACAGCUGACCAAGUUACUGCAGUCGCAGCCAAUGUUCAAAUUGCUCAGAACAAUGACAGGAUUGGAAAUGGCUGAUGUACCUCUCAGCGAUGAUGAUGACGACAGUAGUGAAGAUGAUGACGAUCAAGGAAGUAAGGAUACCAAUCAAAAGACAAACGACGCAUCAGAGCGAGGCCCCUGUUGCCAUGGUAGCAUAAGACGCUGGGCUCACGGUUGCUAUACGUUAGUUCACGACACUGAUCCAGAAGGUGCGGAGUUUGCUUUGGACGCUUUGUUAUACGUCGGCGGAAGUGGUUGGAAGACUGAUUAUGGUGGUUACAUCACGUAUUUAACAAGCGAGGAGGAUGAAGAGCUUUUAACCGUCCAUCCUCAAGAAAACUCGUUGGCGUUGGUUUACAGAGACAAGGAGACCUUGAGAUUUGUGAAACACAUUAACAAUUCUGUGCUGACUGAUGUGGGAACUGCCGAGAGAGACAAUAACUUCUUUGACUUUUCCUUUGUCUACUUUGAAUGACUUCUCCAAGUUUGGGCAAAAAGGAAUUUGAAAAAGGUACAAACUUGUUGGUAGAGUUCGUUAGGGAUACUGAUAAUUGUAAGAACACGAUGAAACUACUAAAAGCGAAGACAGGUGUAAGUCUUUGUGACUUUUACUUAGUCGUUAGUUUGUUUUAAAUAACGUCAACUUUUCCGAGCUUACGCUAAAAGGAAUUUUGAGAAGGUACCAACUUGUCUGUAGAUCUCAUUGGGGAUGCUGUACUGUUAAUUGCAAGAAGGCGAGGAAACGUGGAAGUCUUCGUGAAAAUCUUCUUUAAAGAAAGCACACAAAGCUCGAGAAGUUACACAAUAUUGAAAACCUUGAAACCUCGAAUUGAAGAAAACCUGAAAAUAGUAGUUCACUAAGAUGGAAAAACACCAAAGAGAUCAUAAUAAACCAUAA
Molecule: messenger RNA, 3099 nt
Organism: Orbicella faveolata
Lineage: Eukaryota; Metazoa; Cnidaria; Anthozoa; Scleractinia; Merulinidae
Product: prolyl 3-hydroxylase OGFOD1-like
Biological process (GO): regulation of translational termination; peptidyl-proline hydroxylation
Cellular component (GO): cytoplasm
Molecular function (GO): peptidyl-proline dioxygenase activity; L-ascorbic acid binding; iron ion binding
Source: RefSeq, a predicted model, not a curated record